Molecule: messenger RNA, 13216 nt
Organism: Syngnathoides biaculeatus (alligator pipefish)
Lineage: Eukaryota; Metazoa; Chordata; Actinopteri; Syngnathiformes; Syngnathidae
Gene: sptbn4a
Product: spectrin, beta, non-erythrocytic 4a
Exons: 21
Coding region: 5160-9710 (1516 amino acids)
Biological process (GO): actin cytoskeleton organization
Cellular component (GO): plasma membrane; cell junction; cell projection
Molecular function (GO): actin filament binding
Source: RefSeq, a predicted model, not a curated record
UAUGUAUGACAGGAAGUAGUGUACUCAGGAUGACCCAUGCACGGCAAAACCACCUCCUUGCCCGAUCCACCUCCGCGGCGGCGAUGAACAACACCGACACCGGCAGUGAUUAACAACGUUGAACGGAUAAACAACGCUGACGCUGUCAGCAAUGAACAACGCGGACGGAUGAACAACACCUACACUGUCGGCAAUGCACAACGCUGACGGCAGCGGUGAGAAACAAUGCUGACACAUGAUCAACACCGAUGGAUGACCAAUGCCGAUGCCGUUGGCGAUGAACAAUGCCGACGGAUGAACAACGCCGCCGCCACUGCCCCCCAACUAUUUUUUUUUAAUAGCCAUAUACACACCUGUCAUUUGGAACCCACAAAGCUCCUGUCCUUUGUACCUGUGCAAUCCAUUUUUCAUGACAAACCAGGUCUUUUGUAAAAGUAUGAAGAGUGAAUCCAUCCUCCUGAGUGUUCAAGCAAUAUCCAGCAUUACAACGAGCCGGCGUUUUGGCUAACACAAAGGAACAAAGAGCUACCUUCCCGCAGGUAAAACUGGUAUAAACACGUGAACCCGCUCGAGUGGGAGUCUGCUAAUAAUGUCACUUCCUACUUCUUCUGCAAAACAAAUCCCUUGAGAGUAUUUUCAUGGCCAGAGUUACAAAAAGCAAAAUAAGUCAAAAUCAUGUUCUAUGGUGAAAAAACGGAUGGGCCCAUUCCGGCUGCCCAUUUUUUUUAAUGAAAAACAAACUAAAAAUCAUGCUUUUCAUGCCAGUAGACCUUUAAAUGAUUAUUCAGCAACCUUCAUGAUGUCAUGUCACCGUUACAUUUACUUUGUCAGAAAAUACAAUACCCCUCCUUGAGCUGUCACCUUAUCGUGGUUGAGGAAUUUGUGUGUCCCACUGAUCCUAGGAGCUAAGUUGUCAAGGGGUUCAUGCCCCUUGUUAGGUCACCCAUGGUAAACAGGUCCGAGGUGAGGGACCGGACAAAGCACGGCUCCAUAAACCCCUCUGAUAAGUAAAAAUAAUGGUCCAAUCCAGGUUUCCUUUGCCCGGAUGCGAGUCACUGGGGCCCCCCUCCGGAGCCAGGCCUGGAGGUGGAUCUCAAAGGCUAGCACCUGGUAGCUGGGCCUGCUCCCAUGGGGCUCGGUUGCACACAGCCCUAAAGGGUAAUGUUGGUCCCCCUUACCAUGGGCUCACCACCUGUGGGAGAGGCCAUAGGGGUUGGGUGCGAUGUGAGUUGGGCGAUGGCCGAAGGCAGGGACCACUGUGAUAUAAUCCCCGCCGACAGAAACUGGCUAUAGAGAAAAUGGAAUGUCACAUGUCUGGCACGGAAGGAGCGCGAGCUUGUGUGUAAGGUGGAGAAGUUCUGGCUAGAUGGAGUCGGACUCACUUACACACACCUCUCGGCCUCUGGUAACUGCCCAUGGUGAUGGGCGCCGAGCAGGUGUUGGUAUACUGAUUACCCACCAGCCCAGCACCUCUCUGUGGGAAUUCAGCCCGAUAGAUGAGAGGCUAGCCUCCCUCCACCUUUGAAAACUUUGUUUUUGGUUUGGUUGACCAGAACAGUUUGAAGACUGCCUGGGUCUGUUUGACCGGUCAAAUGGAGUCAUAAAUCAAAAUUAGUCAGUUGAUUUUUUUUGAAAAGACAUUAUACAACUCCCAGACAAUCGCGUAAGUAACAAUAAAUAUAGUGAGCCUACCUUGGAAUAAAAAUACAAUUAGUGAGCGUAAUAUUGCUUCAUGUAAAAAAAUGAUUCUUAACAAAAGUAUUUGGGGAAAGGUAGAAUGAAUGUUGAAUUAAAACUUUUCCGGUAAGUACAAUUACAUUUUUACGGAUUAUUUUCCUUACAACUGCAUGAUACUGUCAUCUUGCAUCUGUCACUUGCGUCUUCAGUUACAGAUCGCCUGCAGACCAAAACAAGAUCUUAAACCGGCAGUUUAGCAUGUGAGGAUCUUCUGAUGUGCCAAAAAGGCAAUACAAGACAUGCUCUCAUGGAGGGCUGUCACCCACCAUCGUCUCGCACUAGUUUAAGGGGGCAUGUAAUUUAGAGUGGCUUCCCUGGAAAUCAUCGUCAUAAAUCAGGCUUGGACAGCACCUAAGGACAAGAACAGAGGGUACUUCAACUUCAAAGAAAGGGGGGAAAAACAAGCCCAAAUACUAGAACCUGCAAUUGUUGCUGGCUCAGUUGAUCUGUCUUCCAAAACCUGUGACUUGUAAAUAUAUCUAUCCAUACGUUUUCUAAGCCGCUCAUCAUCACGAGGGUCUCGGGAGUGCUGGAGUCAAUCCACGCUGUCAUCGGGCAGGAGGCAGGGUAAACCCUGAACUGGUUGCCAGCCAAUCACAGGGAACAUGCAGACAGACAACAGUCCCACUCACAAUCACACCUAAAGGCAAUUCUCCAAUUAAUCUAUGUUUUUGGAUGUGGGGGGAAACUGGAGUGACUACAGAAAACACGCGGCACGCGGAGAACGUGGAAACUCCACACAGGCGGGGCCGGGAUUCAGACCCCGGUCCUCAGAACUGUGAGGCAAAUCAUGGGCUUGAUGGUGUAAAUCUUUGAGAAUAUUUUGGUUUUCUCAUGCUACGACGUAUGACAAUUAUCCAUGUAAGGGAGGUCACACUCAAGACCUGAUUACCCUCUCUGUAGUUUUGAUAGCACGCCGCAGCAUCUUCUUUUUAAUGGUGUUCCCGUACCACACUAUGAUUCUGCAAGUUGGGAUGCUUUCAAUGAGUCUUCUAUAUUCCUAAGUGAGUGGCUGAUGUUGGCCUGAACUUUCUUUAGUAGCCUAAUGAAGUACAACUUCUGCUGAACUGUUUUUCAGUGACAGCAAUGUUUUUUGCCCAGUUGACGCUGACUCUAAUAUGAAGGCCAAGAAACUUGUGGCUGUGUUUAUGUGUGUGUUGGUGUCCUUCUUUAAUGAUUUCUUUGAUUUUAUCUAUCUUGACAGGGUUCGCACGCGGCCCUAAAAGUCGCUAAAAACCCCUAAAUUUUCGAAGGUGCAUUUAGGGACUCCUAAAAGUCCUUAAAAUCCGCGAAAACCGGUCAAGCCCCUAAAAAGGCCUUUAAAAAAAUCACAGGGAGGACCUCUACCGCCAAAAUUCUCCCCAAAAAAUUAAUCUUUUAUUUAAAAAAAAAUAGCGGUCCGUCUGGCGUCCAAAUCAGCCGAAUAUUGUCAACGGAAGUCACCGUGAGUAGGCAUUUCACUUGGUCUUCGUUACGACGUAGCGUAGUUCUUUCAUCGAUCCAACUUAUAUCACGGGGAAGUGCAUUUUUCAAGAUGCUUGGGUUGAAAGUAAGGAGUUUGAGAGCUGGAUUUGUCGAGAUCCAAAAGAUCGGCACAUGUUUUACUGCCAUCUGUGCAAGCAGAGUUACCAGCUUGAAAAGAUGGCCGUCAAAGCGCUGGAGUCGCACCGGAACAACAGGAGACACGCUGAUUUGGCGAAGACUCGCUCAUCUUCCGUUGGUAUGAAUCUGUUUCUAAAAUAUCAUGAUAGUGAAGCAUCAACUUCUGGCAGUGGUACUAGCACUGCAUGCGCACCUACAGUUGCCCAGCCAUCGACUUCAACCACCCAGAAGUCAGGCUUUAAGAACGUAGUUCAAUACACGAAGACGGACUCGUUAAAGGCAGAGAUCGUGUGGACUUUAAAAGUGAUCUGCAGCCAUUACAGUUACAAAUCUUGUGAAAAUGAUUCGAAAGUGUUUGCAGUCAUGAGGUUUAUCACCGAGGCCGAUGCACUCAGAGGCAGAGCAAAGGACGAGAGAGCCACUUUGGCACCUGUGCAGCAACAAAUAGAGGAGGCACUGGGAUGGCUCAAGGAGCUCGACUCGUAGGGGUGCUGAGACAGACAUCAGUAGAAGACAUUUGUGUAUGUAGUUGCAAUUGUAGUUGGAACCUGUUUUUCUGUAGACUGUUAUGUGAAGACGUUGACAAUGGUCAUAUCGAUGAGAACUACCACAAGGGGCGACAGGUGAUCACUGUCACAGGUACGGAGGUACUGGAACAUUUGAUGAACCAAGAACGGUUGAUGGCACCAUUGGGUGAGUCUUUUUUCCCUACUCUUGAUUUCCCACGAUGGCCCUAAAUUUUUUGCGUGUCGGCCCUAAAGUUUUUUCCGUGUCAGCCCUAAAUUUUUCGUGUCAGCCCCUAAGAAUGCCCCUAAAAAGCCCUUAAAUUUUUUUGGUCAGACUGAGUAAGAACCCUGUUUGAGACCAAGAUUGCUGUCCUCUCUGUAGAUGGUGGAUUUAAAGUAUGAACACCAACAGUGCCGAAGCACAAUUUAAAAGCUCUAUCUUUAAUGCUCAUGUCAUUUUGCAAUUCUACACAGACUCAGAAUGAGUGACUGAGUGCUCACACAUUGUUUACCUACCAAGGAGAAAAAAAAAUCUGUUUUCUAGUUCUCACCAAGAGCGUACAGUAUAUGUAUGAAAUCAAGAGAAUGAAGCAUUAAAAGAAUUGAUAUUUUAAAUCAUGAAUUAAUUAUACAGCAUAAAUUUCUUUCAUCUUGUCCCAUCCGUUAGGGGUCGCCACAGUGUGACAUCUCAGAUGAACACCCAUAUUUGUGUAGCACAGUUUUUUUUUUUUUUUUUUUAAACCCCAGAUGCCCUUCCUGACGCAACCCCUCUCGGGGAGUGGAGACCCCAGUGGGAUCCGAACUCCUGACCCGCUGACCCCAGUGGGAUCCGAACUCCUGACCCACGGUUUACCAAACCAAUGCUCUAACCACUGAGCUAUGUGGCCUCCAAUUAAUUGUAGAGCAUACAAAUCUAAAAUUAGAGGUAUCCAUAUUUCAGUAUUGAUCUGCACAUCACAUAUCACAUCUCUGUUUUUUGCUGGUUUCAUCAGGCUGCAAUCUUCAACUCUCACUGAAGCAGUUCACAGCCGAAUGUGAAGUGGAUGAAAAUCACCACCUCCAAAUGUGAGACCUUGGUCCUCCUUUGGAAAAGGGUAGAAUUACCUCUCCAGGUCAAGGAAUAGUGGAGCCCCAAGUGGAGGAGUUCAAGUAUCUUUAUAGAGUCUGGCUCACGAGUGGGAGAAGCAUGGACUUGAAGAUCUACAGGCAAAUUAGUGCAACAUCUUCAGUGAUGCAGACUUUCAGCUAUUAUGAAGAAGGAGGUGACCACACACAACCAAAGCUGAGUGACUGGGACAGCGGGUGGAAGAGAAGAUGCUUAUGGCCCGAGACACGGCGCGAGAUGAGGCUCAAAAGCUACACAGGAAGUGGCUGAAGCACCAGGCCUUCAUGGCAGAACUGGCACGGAACAAGGAAUGGCUGGCCAAGAUAGAACAGGAAGGCCAGGGGCUAAUCCAGGAGAAGCCAGAGCUCCGCACAGUUGUGCAGCAGAAGCUCGAAGAGAUCAGAGAGUGCUGGUCUGAUUUGGAGACUACAACCAAGGCCAAAGCUCGCCAGCUCUUUGAGAACAACAAGCCGGAGCCGGCGGUAAAGAGCUACUCGGACCUUGACAACCAGCUCUCCCACUUGGAGCGGCAGCCCCCCCAACUGGAGCAGGCACAUCAUCUGCCCACAUUCAAUGAGCAGCUACAGAAAUUCCAGGCUAUGGAGUCUCGGUUUGGGGACAUUUACAAGGAUGUGGAGGAACUGGGUAGCUUGCAAGGAGGUGGCCUUUCCCAGCGAGGUCUGAUGGCAGGUGACAAGGAGGGUGGUGAGCAGUCAGGCUUGGCCGAGACCCGCAUCGUUCGCCUCAUUGAGCCCCUGAAGGAAAGACGUCGCAUCCUGCUGGCUUCCAAAGAGAUGCACCAAGUCGCUCAAGAUUUGGAAGAUGAGAUGUUGUGGAUUCAAGAAAGGCUUCCCCAGGCAUCAUGUAAGGAAUAUGGGAGUAAUCUCCAGAGUGUGCAGCAGAAUGUAAAAAAAAAAUUGACUCUCCAGAGGGAGCUUGCAGGGCGGCGGGCUCGUGUUGAAGAGGUUCUUGACAGGGCGGGGAUUAUUGCAUCGCUGCGUACCCCUGAAGUAGAGUUUGUGCGCGAUGGGGCAGGCCAUGUGCGGCAGCUGUGGGAGGUGUUGCAGUUGGAGCUAGAAAGGAGAUCUGUGAUGCUGGAUGCAGCACUGCAGGCUCAACAGUAUUAUAGUGAGGCAACCAAAGUAGAGUCCUGGUUGUCAGGUCAGAAGCUCCAGCAGGCCAAUGACGAAAAAGGCACGGAUGAGGCAAGCACCCUACAACUGCUGAAGACUCACCUAGCUUUGGAGCAAACUGUGGAAACAUAUGCUGAGACUGUGGGCAUGCUGUCCCAACAAUGCCAGCAGCUGCUAGAGCUCGGACACCCAGAGAGUGAGCAAAUCACCAAGCAGCAGUCCCACAUAGACAGACUGUAUGUGUCCCUGAAAGACAUGGUGGAGCACAGAAAGAUCAAGCUAGAGCAGCAGUACUGGCUUUAUCAGCUCAAUAAAGACGUAGAGGAGUUAGAGAAAUGGAUCACUGAACGAGAGACUGUGGCAAGUUCUACUGAUCUUGGCCAAGACCUGGAGCAUGUUACGAUGCUUCAAGAAAGGUUCACCAAAUUUGCCUCAGAAACAAACAACGUUGGCCAGCAGCGGAUGGAGCAGGUCAACAGAAUGGUGAAUGAAAUGAUCGAUUGCGGUCAUUCGGAUGCAGCCAUCAUUGCUGAGUGGAAGGAUGGACUGAACGAGUCCUGGGCGGAUCUCUUGGAGCUGAUGGAGACCCGCAGACAGAUGCUGGCAGCAUCCAACCAGCUCCAUAAGUUCUUCACCGACUGCAAAGAGGUUUUGGCUCAAAUUGCCGGAAAGACGAAGCAGCUGCCAGAGGUGAGGGCAUGCCAAGCUAACAUCACCAAUCCAGCCACCCUGCAGAGACUUAUGCACUCUUUUGAGCAUGCCCUUCAACUGUUAGUUACACAGGUACGACAGCUGCAGGAGAAUGCUGCACAGCUGCGGACUAUUUAUGCUGGUGAGAAGGCUGAGGCCAUUCUGGCAAAAGAGCAUGAAGUAAUGGACGCUUGGAAGCAGCUGUUGAGCUCUUGUGAGGCCAGCCGUGUUCAGGUCACUUCAGUGACUGACAAAGUGCAAUUCUUCUCAGUGGUGCGCGAAAAUCUUAUGUGGAUGGAAGGCAUUAUGGGCCAGAUUGGAUGGGACGAACCCAGGGAUUUGACAGCAUUGGAGGUCAUGAUGAAACAGCACCAGGAGCUAAAAGCCAAAAUAGAUGGCCGCAGCAAAACCAUCCAGCAGUGUGCAGAUCUCGGCAAGAUCCUGAUAGCUGCUGGCAACCCUGCAUCAGAGGAGAUUAAAGAGAAACUGGAUAGCCUUCUGGCCAAGCAGAAGGAUCUUGUCGAGAAAUGGGACAAACACCAAGAAAGGUUACAGCGCAAACACGAGAGGUUCCAGUUUGCCCAGGAGACAAUAAGGGCAGAAGCCUGGCUGAAGGCCAAGGAACCUCCGAUCAUCUCCAAGCAGCCAGAGGGCGGACAGACCCAGGCCCAAACUGAUGAGGUUGAGCAGCUCAUCCUUCGCCAUGAAGCCUUCCGCAAGGCUGCUGUAACCUGGAAAGAACGCUUCAGCUCUCUCCGCCAGCUUUCCGCAGCUGAGAAGAAAAAAGAGGAAGACAAAAAGAUGCCACUCUCCAGUCGAAGGAUGUUCCCAUUAUCUUGUCUGACUCCGAGUGGUCCCUCGUUCAGUUCAAACCCAACUUUUAUGAGGCAGAUGGUACAUGCCCAAAUAGAACCCACACACUCAGAGACCAGCGUGGAACAAGCUGCCGCCCCUGCAGCCCACAGAUUGUCUUCAUCGCUCGCCAGCUACAAUCCAGUCAUAAAUGGAUCAGGGUAUCACGGGCUGGAGCAGCACUGUAGUGGAAAGUCGGUGAGCCCCUCAUAUCUCGGAAUGAACCACCAGGCCAUUGGAGGUGGAAGUGACUCUGCUUUUUCCGCCCUGAAUUCCCACUCUGGAGGACAGGACACCUCGACAUAUCUGGGGAUAAACAAUCAAACAACUGAUAGCGCUGAGAGCUCUGGUUAUUUUGGACUGUCAAUGGGUUGCGUGGGCGGUUCUGGCUAUGUGAUGCAAAGCCACCCGGGCAGUGGCAGGUUGGGAAGUUCGGGUAACCUGGCUCAGGAGCAGAGCAGUAAUGUAAUGGGAAACUCUGUGUUUCUCCAGCAGCAGAAUACGGGAAGUUCGGCAUAUUUGACACAACAUAAUAUGGGAAGUUCCGGUUACUCGACACAACCUCAAAACAUGGGUAAUUCAGGAUAUUUGGGACAUCAGCCCAAUUUAGGGAGUUCAGGAUAUUUGGCUCCACAGCCAAAUUUGGGGAGUUCUGGAUACCUAGCUCAAAAUUAUCAUGGCAGUGGAGGAAUGGGUAGUUCAGGCUAUCUCGCACAAAAUCAUUACAGCAGCGGAAGUCUUGGCAGUUCGGGUUACCUGGCGCCAAGUGGUGGCAUCAUGGACCCCAAAAUGGCUUAUGCUUGGCAACACUUGAAAGCUGACUUCAUGCAGCCUGCAAUCAAUCACAUUCACAAGGCUGUAAACCCCCUCCUCGAGGCCAGUAGAGUACAGCGGGAACAGUAUGGUGAUAUCCCGAUGGCGGAUAUGACGGGGCCGGAGUCAGGACUGGACCUCCUCCACGGCCGCCUCCAGAGGGAUCCCCGGGGCAGCCGCUCAGACCCUCAGAUGGACCACCUGAGACGAGAGCGGGAGUACAAACUGGGCAGACAAACCUCCAGCGAACAAGAGAUCCAAGCCCGGCUGAACGAGCUUCCAAUGAUUGUGCGUCAGGAGCGCUAUCGGAGACGCCUGGAAAGGCAGUCUUCCAGUGAACAGGAGGGGAGCGGCAAGCAGAGACUGCAACGACAGGACUCCAGUGACCUGGAGGGCUCUGUUAAAGAUGGCUCUGACAAACGCUCAGGGGAAAAGAGAUCUACUAUGGCGGAGAUUGUAGAACAAGUCCAGGAGAGAGAAGCAGCCCAUGCCAGAGGAGAGCCGUAUCGGCCUCCAAGCAGCCUCUCAGCUCCAGUGACACGUUUUGAUGGUCGUCCUCGUGCUCGAGAUCGACCCAAACCGAGGAGGAGACCCCGCCCAAAAGAGCCUGAGGAAACUCGCCGCUCUCGAUCAGCUCCAGCCACUGGUGCUCCGACAACGCCCCAGCCACCGUCGCACACAGCACAGAAUGAAGGAUUCCUAUAUCGCAAAAGGGCCACCAGCUCUGACCUUGAAGCUCAACAGAGGAGCCCCACCAGCAAAUCCUGGGUGAAUGUCUAUUGUGUGCUGAAAGAGGGCAAGCUGACGUUCUACAAGGACGCCAGGAACCACAACACAACAUACAAUGGAGAGCCAGCUGUUGACCUUUCUAACUGUUCUUUUGAUCCUUCAAUGGGAUAUAAGAAAAAGAAGAACGUCUUCAUUCUUCAAGUCAACGAUGGAAAUAACUUAUUAGUAUUCCAUGCAAAAGAUGAGGAUGAUCUGAAGGCUUGGACUUCAAACAUCACCACCUGUAUAGCUGAGCACGAGGCCAUGGUCAAGUGGGACAAGCCGGGCACAUCAGGGAUGGACCCUGACCGUUCCGAGAGGAAGGAGAGGUCUGAGGGCGAUGCUGAUGCCAGGUCAGAGAGAUCGGAGUUAGUCGGCGAGGAGAGAUCUGAGAAGGAGAGGUCAGAGAAAGGAGACGGCUCUGACAAGUUAGACACAUCGGAAAUUGCUGACAAGCUGGAGGGUGGGGCGGGGGGCUCCAGCGCAUCUGGAAAGAGCAAAUGAAGAGCCUGCUUAUGUUUCUGUUUUUAUUGACUGACAACUGUUGGUUGUAUGAAUGGGAAGCAUGUUUGCAGAGAGCCUCAGUCACAGAGCUGGAAAACAACGAGAUUACCAUCCAAUGAAAAAAAAAGACUAUUGUAACUCAUCUCCCAGCCACCCCCCCCCCCCCUUUACCCAAAGCGAUGCGUCAGCACUUGCAUUGGGCCACCUGCGUGUGGGGAUUGUCAUUGUUUCAUCUCCAGGAUUCCUCUUUCUAUGUUUCAGUGACUGAUGAUAUCAUGUCUGUCUCUCCGUCUGUCUGGACACACCGGAAAAGAGGUGAAUGAAAUGUUCACGCUAAUUAAAAACGUUUGAAGCAAUAUACUUUUUUUUAAGUUAUUCUCUCUUGCAGUGAGAGAUGAAAGCAAAUUAAAGAUGAAGUCGUUGCAAAUGGGAUGAAUUUACAUGAUUUCUCAUCCACACGGUUACCCCAGUCUUUGCACCUUAGCUAUUUAAAACACAAAAUCUUGUAUUCCCACAACAUGGUAAUCAUAGAUUAUGUUAUAACAAUGAAAUGCUGGUGUUACCCACUGAGCUUUUUUUUUUUUUUUUGGGACGUCCUUAAAUAUACAUUAUUUUUUGAUCCAUGUCAAACAAAAAGGAGCUUACAAUGAAAUACCCACAGUAACACAAUUUGUCAUAAAGCCUUUGUACACAACAUCUGAUGUCACUGCAUGAGAUUUAAUAGUCUCCUAGUGCACUUGUUUUUUUUACGUUCUAGAAAUCAUUUUGGGAAAUUGCAAUAAUUUAGCGCGAUGAAACAUUCUGCAAUCAUAGAGUUGUCUUCCAUUCACAGUUAUAAGAGUCUCCUCCUUGACCUGUUAUGAUGAGAAGUGGCCCUGUAGACCCCCCCCCCGUCACACACACACACACUUUUGUUUGUUCUACACCCUUUAAAUGAAUUACCCCCAGAAUUUAAAAUGAUGUCUGAAGAAUUGUAAAAACCUGACGUGAGAGAAAAGCCCUCUGUACUGUUGCGUCUUUUAUUUUGAAGUCCAGAUUGUGGAAUACCAACAGCGAGUUCAAAUGCAAAUCUGUUCUAAGUCAUACAAUGUAUAUACCUAACUUUGUAUGUAUAUCAAUAAACCCUAAGCGCUAAUAAAACAGUACACUGAAGUGUAAUGGGUAAAAGUAAAACAUUUGUAUUAAUCCACUUAAGUCAAAUAAAAACAUUACAUGUAAAGGAAAAUAUGCAAAGUAAAAAUCACGAAUGUUUUACAUAGCAUAUAUAAGUACACCAAUAUCUAGUUGUAUGAGCCACUUUUACCAGGGAAGAGCAACAGGAAAUACUUAAAAUAUGCUUGUAUUUUUAUAUUCCUAUGUUGCCUAUAUUGGCCCCCAGCCCAAAUAAGACCAUCUAGCUGACUGAACAGUCAGUGUGUUUGUGAGAGAUGUGUUCAGUGUCUGUAUUAUCAACAUUUGUAAAUCGAGAAAUUCCCGGUGGUGAGCACAGAGUUCUGUGAGAUUAACAAACGUACUGUUUCUUGGCUGUGCGUUCAUUCUUUCACGUGUUCGAGAACACGAGAAGAUAAAUGUGAAAAUCAGUGGCCGUUUUGACACAACAUGCAUAAAUCGCUGAAAAGAAGUCAGCCGCUCUGCAGUGACAGCUGGAGGCAUUGUGUAAAUGUCCAAAAUGAAGCGUUCCAUUGAAUCGUCGUUGCACCUUGAAUAUACAUAGAGAAAUUCAAAGCAGUCUUCCUUUCUUUGUAAACACCAAAAGAUACUUUCCAAUUCCAAUUCACUAGUACAGUAUUGGGUUAUCCCCACCAGGAAUGUAGUGACAAUGUGCUGUGUCCUUCUGCAGCCUUCCAAUUAUUCCGACGAGAGUAGACGAGCUUCUGUAUUUUACCAUGUGAAUGUCAUUUUCCUGUCACUCUUUUAACAUUAAGUGCCAUGUCACACAGUUUGAUGAAAGAGCACUCAAGAAGAACUGAAAUUAAACCUGUCAUUGCAAUACAUUGUUUUUGUUUUUACAAGACCUGAUUUUUAUCGAUGACGCGGGAGCUACAAUACUUACAUGUGGAUGUCAUUGUUCCGGUCUGAUAUGUUUGCUCUCCAUCACUUUUAUGAAGCACGCCAGGGACUUCUUUUUUUUUUUUUCUUUCCCCGUCCACCAUGUUAUGAGCAACACAACAACAAGAGACAGCACAAACUGUGACUGAUUAAAAAAAAAAAAACAAAAAUGCAAACAUUGUUUUCUUCAUUGAUGGUCUUAAAGUGUGUAUGUCUUUGUUACUUUACAUUCAAACCUGCUGCUAAGACAUGAAUAAACCUCCAAACUUGCUGAUGCUAACCUGACAUUGAAUUCAUGUGGACGCUGUAUGAUCUGCUAUUCUGCUCGCAUAUGCACAUUCGAACAAAUAGGAGAUUGUGAUUCUGAGAGCCUUUCCUACUCAAAACUUUACUGUAGACCAGAGGUUUAAAACUACAGUAUGUCACAGCGGCUCUGCCCUCAGAGAGCCCAAAAUCGCUGGGGUUACACCCCCACCCCAACCCGCCCAUGGUUUGUAGUUUAAGUACUUGUUUUGGUUGACUGUCAGAAGCAGAGAACGGUGAUUGAAUUCCUUGUUUUGUUCGAGAAACCAACACUAAACAUUUUCAAAAAGUGGCAAAACGUGUAUGGGGAAACUCCAAAAGGCUCUGCUAGAGUCAAAAAGGUGGUGUCCAGGAUCAAAGCAAAGGACAAAAAGCCCAAUUUAAGGUGACCUAUGUGAUCUUCGGUGGUCAAUCGUGGGAAUAGCACUGAGGAAAUCAUAGAUGAUGUCACUGAAUUUCUGGUAGUAAGCCAUGGAAGUGCUGCAGAAACAGAGAAAUAGCAAGUUUUUGCAAAGCUUUAUCCCAAAUAGCUACCCAGUCAACUCACAAAUGUGCACGAGGAGGACACUUUUGGAGCUUGUUCUUGGAGCUUUCCGAGUGUUACAAAGGUGUUCAAACUUUUCUCAGUAGCCUAAUGUAGCUUCCUCAUUUUGCAACCUUUUGGUUCCACUUCCAAAGCAAGAAACUCAAUCAUAGCUCUCUGGUUGGUUUCUGGGAAGCAUCCAACAAUGUAAUUUCCAGAAUGGCUGACAGGAAAAGGACAGACUUAAACUUAAAAAAAAAAAAAAGUAUUUAAACUACGAGCUGUGAAAAUUUCACUUAUUAACAGGUCGCAUUCAGUUGUUUUGAUUGCCCCUCGUAACAUAACGAGGUCAGUUACCUGUCAGAGAAAUUCCGGGACUGGCGUCAUAAAAGAUACACGCAUUUGAAACAUGCAACUGCAAAGUAUGAAUUUUCCCUGAAAAUGCGGCCGAACGAUCAGCCAGAGAUGCUGUUGCGUUUGCUUAAAUCAGUUAAGAGAUCAGGUGGGCGUUGUAACACACGACAGACAACCCGUGACUUCUUUGUUUCUUUCCAAUAAGAAGGUCCCUUCUCAUGAUGCCCCGAGCAUCCCAUAGUUCCUGGGCGAGAAGAACAUCGCUGUGCUGGAGCAA